Oreochromis niloticus (Nile tilapia) is the source of this 5334-nucleotide messenger RNA. RefSeq names its product DLEC1 cilia and flagella associated protein (gene dlec1). Gene Ontology annotation, biological process: negative regulation of cell population proliferation. The transcript is spliced from 38 exons. Gene Ontology annotation, cellular component: cilium; cytoplasm. Lineage: Eukaryota; Metazoa; Chordata; Actinopteri; Cichliformes; Cichlidae. The record is from RefSeq and is a predicted model, not a curated record. Gene Ontology annotation, molecular function: tubulin binding. Bases 145 to 5238 code for a protein of 1697 amino acids.
AGAAGGAAGUUUGGUUGUUGCUAUAGCAACCCCAUGUUAGCAAACAUGGCUGACAAAUUAUGAAGUCAUCGCACCAGUUUAUAAAUGAAUUAAUCUAAGCUACGAAUAUAUCUCUUUCUCACUAACACCUCUGUAACAUUUCGCAUGAUCCAUUUAGCUACAGUAGACGUGUCAGCUAUGGAAGAGGAGCCGGAGACCAGAGGAAAGCUACGGGCUGACCCUUCUGUGAACACUCACAGACCCGCGUGUGGAAAAUCCCAGAAUAUUUCUCGUGUACUAGCAAGCAUCUUUAAGCAUCUUUACACAAACGACAUAAUUAGAAAAGACACUGGGUCCAACCUAGUUCAAACAAAACCUCUACGAGGCAGCUAUCAUGACAGAUACGUUGAAGAACUCCAACAGGUUCAUUCGGAGUAUGAACAGCGUAUUAAGCAGGCGGACAUGCUGGAGAGUCACAUGAUUCAGGCCAGUGCAUGUGCUGCAGCCAAAGAAACCCAGGCCUAUGAGAGAAUGAGGGGGACAGCAGGAGAUGUCUGUGAUCACCAGGGACUGCUUACAGUCAAAUCAGCCUUUUCCUGGUGUGUGGAUGAAGAUCUUCUUGAAAUGAAUAAUCUGAUUUCCCCAAAGGAUUACUUGGCUACACAAAAACCACAUGUACGAGCACCAGCAGCAGAAAAGUGGAAUCCUGCCAAACCGACCAUUGCCUUCAACAUGCAUGUGUCCCGAGAGCCUCAGGAUGAUGGUUACACAGUCGUGCGCAGCCCAGAAAAGACGGGCUUUGUAGACAUCCAGUUAGACCCCAGUGUGACCUUUGAGUCCUGCUCAGAAACCCCAAGGAGGAAGGAAACUCAAAGGGAGACCAAGCCUAAGCCAAAGUGGAAGGGUGAGCCAAGUGUGAAGGAUCGAGCGGAGGGCUGGGAGAAACUUCAGAAGCUGAAAGAUCGACAGAGCUUCCUUCGCAAUCCACGCUUCCUUCCCCUAAAUUCACAGCAGGGCGGCAUGUCCCUCAUCAGGCCGAGAACUAAAGUGAAGGCAGAGCCCGAGAGCAAAGGCGCUAAAAAGAAAAGCCCCGCCAAGGAGCCGAUUCCAGUCUUCCUAGCGAAACCUUCAGUGGUGGUUUUCACUGACUAUAGUGUGGGAAACAUCUAUGAGACUACACUGGAGCUUAAAAAUGUGACUUCUUCAAGCCGCCACAUCCGAGUGAUCCCUCCUACCACUCCUUACUUCUCUAUUGGCUUGGGGAGAUUCCCUGGUGAAGGGGGCGUUGUUGCCCCGGGGAUGAGCUGUAAGUACACGCUGCGUUUUGCUCCAGACUCCCUGGGAGACUACAAGGACUUUAUAGUGGUGGAGACCCAGGCGGAGGGCCCAUUUGUGGUACCGAUUGAGGCUUGGAGACCUCCUCCUAUUCUCACCUUACCAAGAGUCCUGGACUGUGGUUACUGUCUCAUUGGAGGAGUCAAGUUUGUUGAGUUUCUGUGCCAAAAUGUGGGCCUCAGCACUGGGACCUUUUGCUUUAUUCCCAAGGACGAGUGGCCAGCUUCAAAUUUUAGGUCUUUGGCCAGAACGUACUUUUCUGAGCAGCCACCCUUUGCUGUCAGCCCCUCCCUUUUUGUACUGCAGCCAGGAGAGGCCACUGUUGUUGAGGUGGUUUUCUUUCCAACCACCACUGAGAAGAGCUGCCAGGUUUUCACUGUUGUCUGUGACAACUGCCAGGUGAAAGACAUUUCCAUUGAAGGUGAGGGCCAGCUGAUUGCACUGGAGCUGGUGUCUGUGUCUGGGGGGGAGGAGCCUCCUGUGGUUGGAGAGGUGCGUGACCUCACUGCAGAGCACUUUAUCCGUUUCAGCCCGUGCAACCCUCACUCUGUGCAACAGAAGAAGCUUGUCAUCAGAAACAAUGUCCACUUGGAGCUUCCUUUUCACUGGCAGAUCAUGAAGCCCAACCUGCAUCCUCUGCUUCCAGGGGAAAGCCCUGAUGCCUCACAUAUCCAGUUCCACUUGGCCACAGACGAGGUUUUCCAUGUCAGCCCCUCAACAGGCAUCCUGGCUCCCUGCCAGGACCAAGAGUAUCUGCUCAUCUUUUGCCCUAAAGAGUUGAAGGAUUACCACAGUGUCUGCCACUUAGUCCUGAGAGACAUCCCCCAGCUGCCACCAGAGCCUUCUGACAGCAGCGUCCUUCAGCCCGUGCAGCCUGGCUCCAAGGUAACAAGCGUCAUCAUCAUGGAGAUAGAGGUCAAGGGGUCAACGGAGCCUUAUCAGAUCUUGCUGGAGCCUUACGCCAUUGUGAUCCCUGGAGAGAUUUUUAUUUGCACACCCACUUCAAGGCAGUUCAAGAUGUGGAACCACAGCAAAACCUUCAUCUGUUUUCAAUGGGAGAGAAUUAACGGCAGCUGUCAUGUAAUAGAAGUGGAGCCAUCUUCUGGCAGAAUAGAGGAGAAUGAAUGUUUUGACUUCAGUCUUAUUGUGACUGGAGGGAAAGCAGAGAAGAUCGUGACCACUUUGGUUUGCCACAUACAGCACCACCAUGAGCCGGUCACUCUGGCUGUAGAAGUCUCCUUCAAAGGCCCCACAGUGACUCUCAAUGUGCCCAGCAUUGACUUUGGACCCAUAAGACCCAGAGAGCAGACUCAGACCACCCUGCUCCUUACCAAUACCACCCAGCUGGAAGCCUCCUGGACCCUGGAGAGCAAGCAUCAAGACUCACAGAUCUCAGUUGAACCCAGCAGGGGUCUCUUGCCUCCCUUGGCCUCUUGCAAUGUGGAUGUGCUCUUUAAGCCACAUUCCUGCCAGCUGUUUGAAACUGAGCUGGAACUGACUGUGGAAAAUGGGACAGGAUGUCACCUGUCAGUGCGAGCAGAUGUGCAGUCGUCCCACGUCUGUCUUCUGAACUGCACGCUGUCCUUCCCUGAACUUUAUGUUGGAGCUUCUGCCACAGGCACCGUAACUCUUUUCAAUCAGACCCUGCUGCCAUCACAGUUCACUUGGAUGGCCCAUCUCCAGGGUAAACAAGCUUCACUGUGUUCAGCCACCUUUGACCCCUCCUCUGGUACUCUGGGACCUAAUGUCAGCAUGGAGAUCACAGUGACUUUUACUGCUCACACAGACCUCGAGCUGACCGAGGUUGCCGCUGUCUGUGAAGUCCAGGGAAUGAACUCCCCUCUUGUUCUUGGAAUUGUGGCCAAACCCAAGAAACUCAGUGUGUCUUACAGUGUGCCCGGUGUCUGUCCAAAUGGUCAGAGCCCUUCAACACCAGUACUUGACUUUGGAGAUGGUGUCAUUUUGAAGAGAGCUGUUAGCAAGCAGUUACUGAUAACCAAUCAAACUGCUAUCCCGGCUCCUUUUACCGUAGAGGCAGAAUAUUUCACCUGCCAUGCCUUGAAGCCAAAUAAGCAGCCAGAGAAAAGAUUUGCAUAUGUCACGAAUCCGCUCCACUCUGUUCAAGCUAAGAAAGCAGAGGAAAAAGCACACGAGGAGUUUGUGAGUAGCCUGCUGGCUCACGGAAAAGGUGCCGCUUUUUUUGUCACGCCAAACACGGGGACACUCGGAGCUUUUGAGAGUCGGGCUGUGGACGUGACUGCCUAUACUGACAUAUGGGGGGAGUACAGAGACCACCUCAUAUGCAAAGUGGGGGAUCUCAAGCCUGUGCUUAUUCCCAUCCAUAUGACAGUGAAAGGCUGCCCCCUCUACUUCCAGAUGACAGGCCCACGAGCACAGGACCAGAACCAGGGACCAAUCAUACAGUUUGGCACUCAUGUAUCGGGUGGUGACACCGUUUCUCGUUCUCUUCGCAUCAACAAUCCCACCAUGUUUGAUAUUCGUUUGGACUGGGAGACUUACAACGUAGAUCAGAAUGACUGUAAACUGCUGGACCUUGUGGUGGCGUUUGGAGACGCUUUCCCCCUUAAAGAUGCUGAUGGCAACGAGGUGCUGAGCAGUGCGCUGAGGCUUUCUAGCCUCAAUGAAACAGCAUGGGAAAAAACACGCACCACAGAUUCUGAGGGAACAAGUGCUUCGCUCCAAAGCUCGACUGAUGUGGAAGAGGAAGAAUAUACGUCUGAAGAUGAGCUUGGGGAAGAAGAGGAGACUUGUCUUUAUCCCUCUCUUGGAAAGAAAAAACUCAUAUCUGUCCACAUCAGGCCUCACAUGGGCAACCUCUCAGAUUACCCCUUCUGCAUCACACCGCAACAAAUAGUGAUUCCAGCAAAGAGCAGCAGAGCCAUCCAUGUGUCUUUUACUCCUUUGACCCUUUCCGGGGCUGCUCGUGAGUCCAGAUGUGUCGGCUUGGCUCUGGGUUUCAUGAGCUUAGACUCCGAGCUGGCUGCUUGUGUUCCUGGUAAAGUUGGGAGGGCUCAGGGUUUGGAUUUAGAGCCUGUCAGAGUGGAUCUACUAGCAGCCGUUCAGACUGCAGCGCUUUUAGUGCAGCUGGAGGAGGACGACGGGGUGCUGGAGUUUCGUGCUUCGGCCGGUGAUUUACUGAUGGCAAACUCAGACAACGAGAUAGUAGUGCGUGAAUUUGACAUCACACAAAGCUUCCAGCUGAAAAACACUUCAGAGAUGCCCCUGCACUUCAGCCUGGGGACUCAGCCUCCUUUUUCAGUGGUCAAACCAAAACCCAGAGGCCCGACCAGCACCUCCAGGAAUCCUCCGUCUGCCGACAGUCAGUCUUUAGUGCUUAAGCCUCAACACAGCAUGCGGGUGAAAGUGGCCUUCCACUGUUCCCUGCCUCUUCUGGACCAAGUGGAACAGACAGAUGAGGAAAUCCCUUCUGGGGUGAUGCUGAUCCACGGCGCAAACGGGCAGAUGAAGCUGAGGUUCGAGCAGAACCUCCUGAUUCACUACAGCAACAACACCCUGCAGACGGUGCCACUCUGCGCCCAUCUGGAUCUUCCAGCACUGCGUUUAUCUGCUGUCAGCGUCGACUUUGGGCUCUGCUAUGUGGGCCAGACACAAACCAGAGAAGUAAAUGUGUACAGCUGUGGAGCCCACAUGUACUGGAAAUCAAUUACAAAGUCAGUUGAAGGGGACUCCCAUGUGUUCAGAGUAACACCUGACUUUGGACUGCUCGGGUCCAAGGAGCACCGCGUCACCAGCAGCAGCCAGUGUCUUCAGAUCAGCUUCACUCCCGGUGAUGACAGAGAGUUCAGCGCUCUCCUGGUUAUCCACUCUCCUCUCGUAAAGACGUCUGUCACGCUGCAGCUCCGGGGAACAGGAUCCUUUGAUGAAAUGUACAGGUCGAGCUAAAUAAGCUAAAGGUGUUGAAUCUCUUUAUUUAUAGUUGUUCUGUAAGAAUGUAAAUAAAUAUAAAAGGUAAUUUCUCUGGUCUUCUUUUCUUCUUAA